Messenger RNA from Thalassophryne amazonica, 3410 nucleotides. RefSeq names its product eukaryotic translation initiation factor 4E binding protein 2 (gene eif4ebp2). Gene Ontology annotation, molecular function: eukaryotic initiation factor 4E binding. The coding region runs from base 198 to 536 and encodes 112 amino acids. Gene Ontology annotation, cellular component: cytoplasm. NCBI's taxonomy places the organism in Eukaryota, Metazoa, Chordata, Actinopteri, Batrachoidiformes, Batrachoididae. The record is from RefSeq and is a predicted model, not a curated record. Gene Ontology annotation, biological process: negative regulation of translational initiation. The transcript is spliced from 3 exons.
CCGGUCUCAGCGCGUCGUGCUUCCGGCCUUGCUGAGGGACGGGCGGCGCUGACGGCUGGCAGGACGAAAGGAAAGCCAAGAAAGCUUUUGGGAAGCCAUAAGAGAGUGGGGAAAAGCCGGGUUUCCACCGUCUGUCGGGAAAUAAACAUCCCCAGAUUCCAGUAGCUGCUGAGUUUGUCACCAAAUCGGCGCUGAAAAUGUCCAGUCGUCAGUUGAGCGAGAGCAAGGCCAUCCCGACCAGGACGGUGUUGAUCGACACAACGCACCUACCUCAAGAUUAUUGUACCACCCCUGGAGGCACUUUAUUUUCCACCACUCCUGGAGGAACCCGGAUCAUCUAUGACCGCAAAUUUUUAUUGGAACAACGUAAUUCUCCCAUUGCCCAGACCCCACCAGCUCACCUGCCUGUCAUCCCUGGAGUGACCAGCCAAAAUGUCCUGAAUGAAAACCAGAAGAAUGAAGCCAAAAACCACAUCAACAACCAUGAUGGCAAGCCCACAGCUGGUGAUGAUGCUCAGUUUGAAAUGGACAUCUAACAGAGCACAAUCCCACCAGCAAAAGCAAAGGACCUGGCAUCGCACGCGUCAGUGGCUUGGCUUAUAGAAACCAAUGUUGUGAGCCCUCAUGGCAGCCAUCUUUUUUUUUUUUCAGCUCUCUGUCUCGCUGCUGGAUGUAAUGUGUGUAAACCAUGAGGAUACACUUCAUCAUAGAGUUUGGUACAACUGUGGAAACUAGAUCAAACAUGAAUUUGUAUAGAUUCCACAGUUGGCAGUUACUUUACGAGUCAGUCAAACAACACAUGGGUGGUCCUAAAUAUCCUGUUCCCAGACAUACUGUCCAAUAUCAAGAACUAUUGAAAUUCUAUUGCACCUGCAUUAAUGGUAAAUGUCCACCGGGUGGAGAUAUUGCUCCAUUUCAAGAACCUUGAGGACAGGCUACUACAGGACAUGAUGACAAACCUGUUGCUUAUAGUAGUAGAUGUUCUGUCAAUCUGGACGUUUAACGGGGCACACGCUAAUCCUCUCGGUUUUCAAUCAUUAAAAACUUCAGAACAGCAGAGGAAGGUGAAAUUUUUAAGUAUUGGCCUUAGAAUCAGUCAAAGGCUUGAAUUUUAUCACUGCCUUUGGUUUUCAAAGCCCUAUUAAAUAAGAUUAUGUAAUGUUAGGGUUUUUUUUGUGCAAUUACUUGAAAAGCUCCACAUUCUGACAUACCUUCUUUGGUCCGUGUCCUUUCCAGUGAUGGUAUGUCAGGGGACACAUUUUUGUUUUACUUUUAAAUUAUACACUUUAGAUUUCAUGUCAUUCCAUAUAAUAUUGUGUUGUUCAUUAUCAACACGAGCCUUUGACAGUUUGAGGUUAAAAAAAGACAACAUUUAGCUAUUUUGAAAUUGCAAGUAAUUUUACUAUAUAUUAGUUACAGUAUUAAAGACAAACCAUGAAUCUGGCAACAUAUGAGAAGUGGGCACAGCUAACCUUAAAGUUAGCUUCAGUAACCUCAAAAAAAAAAAAGUUGAAAAUUUAAUAUGUUGUAGUGUAAAGAUGGAGGUUCCAAAAAUGGUUUAGCACGCAAGAUCAGAUGGUCAUCAAGAUGUACAUGAAUAAUGAAGGAACAAAUAAAAUUAAAGUUUUCAUUCAACAUACAGUACAAUACAAUAAUAUACAAUACAAUACAAUAAUAUAUCGUACACAUGUAAAAAAUGCUUGAAUCUAAUUAAUGUAUUUACUCUGGCUUGACCUACUGCUCCUCAAGGUGAUGCUUGUUACCUUCACACGACAUGUCAGUUUAUUGGAUUAGUGUAUGAGUUCCAACAGGAACAAAAUAUCAUUUUAGGGGCUUCAAGUAGCCAUUGAACUUUAUUCAAAAAAUUAUUGAAGUUAUUCUAAACUAAUUGGUUCACCGAUAGUUAUCUGAAAAUUGAAUCGGAUAACAAAAAAGUUAUGUUUGUUAGUUACCUGUUAGCUAAGUAGCUGAAGUACGCCCACCACUGCAAUUUGUGCAUCACAUAUGAUUAUGUUACUCUGUAUUAAGCCAGAAAAUUGAUCACUAAUUUGACUUUAUUGUUAUUUACACAAUCAUUUUUCUACACUUUGGGUGGUUAGCAGAUUUGUUUUGGCAAGGUGUGUUAUAAUCUGACGUAUGUAAGUGUGUGUGUGUGGGGGGGGGGGGGGGGGGUUACACUGGGUGACAUCUCAGGUGUUUUUGAAUGUCCAGAAACAUUGAGAACAGGGGUCACCUACCCUGCUCCUGGAGGUCACCUGUCUUUUGCAUGUUUUCUAAGUAUCCCUGCUCCACCCACUAAGUCGGGUGUGCUCAACCAGUCAAGAGCUAGGAAACACUGGACUGAUCACCUGAUUGCAGCAGGUAGACAACAGAAACAUGCAGGGCAGGCGGCCUCCAGGAGCAGGGUCGGUGACUCUUGAUUUUAAACAUUUUGGGCAUGGUUAUAUCCCAAAAUGAAUUUGGGGUGAAGCAGAUUUCUGGAUUCUUGAAAUAAUCCAGAUAUUUUAUAUGCAUUUAAUUUUUUUUAAUACGGUUUCUUAGUAUUGAGGAGUUUGCUCGGGUUGUUGAGUCUUCGGGUUUGUACGACGUGGGAAGGAAGCAUAAACAUUUGCCUGAGGCUUGAGAGAAGCUCUCUGUUUAAAAAAAAAAAAAAUCUGCCCCUAGUGUCCUUAAUGCAUAUUAGAGUUUCUCCAUUAAUGACACGUGUCUGCCCAUGCCUUACUUUACAGGAGAUGCAGUCAAACUCUGUUCUUUGCCAUCACUUUGUACUUUCCCACAGAUGUUUAUUUUUUCACUGUAACGUUAAACAGGUGGCAUAUUUAGCAACGGAGCAAAGUGUUUCCAUUUUUCUACAUUAUGUCCAACCUGUGAACUUUCAGACCAUGCUGUGUGAUGGCCGAUACGUUGAGUGUGAAAUACCACGAGGUUCAUGAUUCGGCUACGCCACGUGCUUAAGUCCCAGUAGUUUCAGUUUUGGACACCACAAUCAAAUUUCUCUCUGCUAAAAUAGAAACUCUGAACUUGGCAAAUAAAUGAGGAUAAAGUACCUGGUUUCCAUUCAGAAAUCAUGCUUUGUUUCUUUCACUGCAUGAAUGGAACAAGUGAAGAUGUGAAAUGUCCGUCUGUUCUUUUAUUCCUCAUUUUUGCUUUGACCGUGUUUGGUGAUCAGUAUGUUACCAUUUUGCAUUGCACAUUUCUGGGCAAGAAAACUAUAUUAUGGCAUCGAUUUUCAAAUAGCGGGUUGAUUUCAAAUCUGUGUGGUUUGACAUUGAGGGCUUACCAUUGUGUGCUGAAAGAGAUUUGAAACAAAACUUACUGUAACCUUCUGUUCUGAAUACUUUCUUCUAACUGAAACACCAAUGCCAGUGGACACUGUUGCUGCAAGAUCAAUAAAGUUCCUUAAAAAAAAA